This is a messenger RNA of Gongylonema pulchrum, 507 nucleotides long. The record is from the annotation of a GenBank genome assembly. NCBI's taxonomy places the organism in Eukaryota, Metazoa, Nematoda, Chromadorea, Rhabditida, Gongylonematidae.
AUGCAGCAGGGUUCGGACGUCAUUCCACGAGCCGCUGCUACACGAAUUGUUGCUGUCAUAUGGUGGUUGUUCACAUUGAUAAUGCUUUCAUCGUAUACCGCACAACUAGCAGCAUUUCUGACAGUGGAACGAAUGACAACACCAGUAGAAAGCACCGCUGACUUGGCUGCGCAACAGAAAAUCAAAUACGGCACACUGAAGAACGGGUGGUCUGUAAUGGAAUCCACAACUCCAUCGGUGUUCGUGAACAGCAGCCGUGAAGGUAUUGCUCGCGUUAAAACCGGCAGUUACGCGUAUUUGAUGGAAUCAUCGAUGUUAGAGUACCACAUGGAAAGAGACUGUCAGCUGCAGCGCAUUGGCGGUCUUCUCGACUCAAAGGGAUAUGGAAUAGCGCUUCCGAAGGGCUCGCCACUGCGACAUCUUCUUUCACAAACAGUGUUGCAGCUGCAAGAACGAACUAUUUUGGUAGCUCUGAAAAAUAAAUGGUGGAAAGACAAAAGCGGUUAG